GAAGUAGGAGGUAGACCUACGACAUAAGAGUACCUCUAGUACGGUUAUUGACCGGAUGCGGACGUUAAUAACCACGAGGAGGAUACACUGAUUUGUUCAACGGAUAAUACUUUUAUAACAAAUUAAAACCCAUGUACAGAAUAAUACGUUUAUUAUAAUUAAUAUCUGUACAAUUACAUAAACAUACAUGUAUUAUUCUCUUCAGCGUUACUCAAUAAGACCGACACCAAUUAUUCUCAUUACCGUUCUCGGCUCGAAGCACUGGACGGGUUUAGGAAUAGUAGCAUCAGAUCACAAGAGCCAACACUGGGCAACUUUUGGUAGCCCAGCUUCUUCUAUAUAUAUUGAUCGGAUACGUAACUCAUCUGCGAGAAGCGUUCCGGCGCAGUACGUAGCGGUUCCCUGCACGCCCCCUACCCACUACAUUGCCCCCCGAGCCGUCCAAGGGGUCACCUUGAAUCGGCGCGGAAACCACGCAGCGGGGGAAGGGGGGUGCCACCGAUCCUACUUUUCAAUCAGAGGCCGGAUAGCCAAAGAUUUACAAGUAGGGCGUACUUUCCCUAGACCAAUUUUUACAACAAAUAUCGAAAGAUGGAGAGACUCGGUUCAAAGAACCCCCUACUUUAAUUCUAAUUUCAUUAAAACAAUAAAAAAUUCUUAAUACUAAGUAUAAAAUAACAAAAAAUUGGCAAAAACGCCGGUCAAAAAAAUAAAAAACAUUACAACAUAGUUAAAAAUAUCGACCGUACACAGCGCUAUAGUAGCGUCACGAUUACAAAAAAAUAGAAGUUGGCAGCAGUGGCCGAAAAUCAACAACAACAGCGUCGUGUUUGUAAACACGACGAUAAAAAAUGGUUGACAAUUCCAAAAUUUACAAUUUUUUAUCAAAUUUUGAGUUUUUUACCCUACAAAUUCUCGCUUAAAUGCGGUAACUGCAAAGGACGAUGUUGUCGACGAUGUUUUUCGACGCUGGAUACGAUGACCGGCCACUCAACCGCAUAUUUCAGGAUGACUCAUCUCACUACUCAUUGCUGCUGGUAUUUUAUCAAUGGUGAUAAUUUCCAUAGUUCAAUUUGGAACCGAAGACUUUUCUCAAUUUGUUUGAAUUGAAUUUUGAUUUUUGCUCGGUAUCUACGGUUGCUUUGGUCGAACGUUACGAUGAAAUGAUUUUGGAUUUUGCCUUUUUCUUCUUCGAGCGUUUUUGCGAGGUGUUUUUUUUUUUUUUUACGCAUAAAUAACAGGAGUUUUUCUAGCACGAAAUCCGCCGGAAAUACUUCGACCUUGUGCCUUGCUGGAAUUGUUCGCUGCGAUAAUACCGUGAAAGAACGGUUAAUUAUUGUCACCACAUUCACCGUCACCGGAGGUGUAAUGACGUGCACCCGUACCAUUUCUUGGUCUGAAACAGAAAACACAUUCAUCGUUCUGCGAGGUCUUCUUGACCUGCGUGAUACACGAUUUGGGUAGCUCGACCCCCGAAGGUACUCGGCAUAGUUUUGUGGCGGUUGAUUGUACGAUUCGCAAUAUUGGUCAGGUGGAUACCGAUUGCCUGCAUUUUGCUGAUAGGUUUGAUGGUUGGUUUGUUGGCGAUUGGGCUGUCUGAACCUGUUGCCCAUGUUCGGCUUGAACUUUCGCUUCAGUGGUCGUUGACCUUGCCCCCUGGGCAUUUGGUGCCUUUGUUUUGGCUUUGGGUGAUCGUAUUUCGGUGGCUGUCGCUAGCCGAGUUAUUUUCCGAAGAUUCUGACGAUGGAGCCAACUUUUUUCCGGUAGCCAAUUCGAGCUCUCGAAAUAAAUAUUCGACUAAGUCGUUGGAAGAUGAAGUGAAACUUGGUGGCGAAUACCCUGACGACGAUUUCACCGGUCGCUGUUGUAUUUUAUCAUCGUCGGAGUCGAACAAUGAUUCGACAUGUUUGUUCUGGUUUGCAGUUAACGACGGCGAGACAUUUUUGGCAGAUACCUUCGGCAGUGGUGCUGGUGACUUCGGAGGUUUAGCAGUUUUGGCGGUUGCUUUUGUCGUUGGUUCGGAUUUUUUCUCGGUGGCUUUCGAUUGUUUCUCGUUGCGCUUCGCUUUUUUGGUGCGCUUAGACUUCUUUUUAGUUGAUUUGGGUGAGUUUGGUUUUGUUUUCUUUGAAGAUUUUUUCACUUUCUUAGAUAUUUUACGUUUUUUCACCGGUGACGCUAAUUUAGAUUUGUUUUUACGUUUUUUCAGAGGAGAGGUACCGAUGAUUUUAGGUAUUUUAAACUCAGAAAUCUUACCUUCGUUCUCGACGACGGGUAUCUCUUCGAAAGAAGUACCAGCGAUUUGCGUCGAAUGGCGGCGGAUCGGCGGCGAAUUUUGGGGCGAAUCGUCGGUCUCGGAUUUCAAAAGCUUGUCUUCGAGUUGCUUGGCUGCUAUCUCGUCGGUUUCAUCUGGCUCGGAUAAUGAUGUCGAGCUUGGAGAUUUCGACGGUGACGACGACGAUCGGUUCGACGAAGAGGACGACGACGAUGAUGACGACGACGACGAACUCGACGAAGAAGAAGAAGAAGAAGAAGAAGACGACGAUUCCGAGUCAGCUUUUUUAGACUCUUGAUACGGUGACGGUGAUUUUUCCCGUUCAUUUACCGGCGAUACAUUUAACGAUUGGUUAUUGUUCGAUUCGUCGUCCAUACUAGCAACAGAAAAUUACAAGCCACCUUUUAUCGAUCACGUUUUAUUUGAAUUAACACGUAGGAUUGGAACCCAAUUUGGCGAGCACGUUUUCACGAUGCAGAUUUCGGUGGUGAGCAAUUUUUCACGCUUUUUCCGCGAGGAAGAAUCACUUUUAUUACUCAGAGCAUUGGGGAAAUAAUAUGUUCGUUCGAAGAUGGUGGCUAGCCUGGCACUGCCAAGAUGACCAUACCAGUGAUGCAGAUAGUUCACCACUUCAGCAAACAAAUUUUCAGGCAUGAACUGACAAACAUGACGAUGUUGUCUCGGUUUUCAUCGUCCUUUUGGUAGAUGACCGCAUUCACCGUGUCAUUGUCGUGGGCCACUUCAAUGAAGAAUUCGCGAUCUGGAUCUGGAGCAAUUCCGCAGAAUUUGCUGAUUUUUGGUCAGCUGGAAGAUCGCUGCUGGUAUUGCUGUCAACUUGGGUUUUUUCAACUUCAGCUACUAGUACUUGUUGAGGUGACUCGGAUAUAUUAUCGGUUUGUACUGCCUUAUUCGAUGUUUUGUUAUUGGUUUGCUUCUUUUUUUCUUUUUCAGCUGCUUCGAACUCUUCCAUGCAUUUUGUGAAUGAAAAUGGUUCGUUUGUUUGCUGCCGGGUGGAAUUUGCCACUCCUGAAUUGGCCACUGGAAUUGAAGACGUCGGCUGUUCAACUGAAUCGAUCGGUGGUGUUAUUACUAUUUUAGGUGUAUUUGAUACGCUCGUUUGAGUUGCAAUAUUAUUUUGUGCAUUUUUAUCGACGUGUUUUUCGCUUGAUUUUGCAUUUUGUUGUUGUUGUCUUUCCAUGUAUUCCCCUCCUUGGUCCUUGUAUUUUGAAUUUUCGAAAAUUUGCGUCUUGGAGUUUAGGGUCGUAGCAUUUUUUGGAACUACUUUUUUCGAAUUUUUAAAUUUUUUAUUUUUAUUCUUUUUUCUUCGAUUUUGGGAGUCUAACUUCGCGAGUAAAAUUUCAUAAUCGAUUUGUUCGAUCUCUCGACCCUCGAUAAUUUGUUCUACUUCGCGAACCAUUGCUACGUGGCAUGGUUUUAACAUGUAUUUUUUCAUAGGUGGUUUAUUUGAUCGAUGAUUUUUCUCAAAUAGGUGCCUAUUAAUUUUUACGUUUCCAAAUUCGGUUUUUUCGAUCGCGUUAGCUUGAUUUUUACGAAGGAAAAUGUCAGCUUGAGAUGUUAGGAGGUGGGUUUUUGUAAUUUGAGUGAUUUUUUGAAACAAUCUGCGCAAAGCAAGAUAUCUUUUCAACGUUUUCGCGUUUUUUCUCUCUUUUACAUAGGGUAACAGUAUAGGAAAAUUAACAUAGAUGUUUUCACCGCCAUUUUCGCGUAUAUGGUCGAUAAUAUCGACCAUAUAUUCUUCAAUGUAGGCGAAGGGGGCGAAGAGAUCGUUGACUUCGUCCUCCCCAAUCGAUAAAAUUACAUUUUUGUUGAAAUUUUUCAUUUUCUUAAUAUGCAGCCAAUGCUGCUCAAUUGUUCGGUUGUUUGAAAUUCGAUUUGCCACUGCGCCUUCUCCUAUUCGGUCGUAUAUUUCAUUUUUUAUUUUAUACGUCCUACCCCCACCUCUCGUUGCAGUCUUUUUGACCACAUACAUCGUCAAUUUCCGUUUUUUGAGCCCCCAGGCUUAGAAUUUUGAUAAAACAGUUGCUCUGGGGUUGGUUGGGGAAUUGAUUGGGAGUUUGGUGCUUGAGGUGGUUGAUUUUGGGGGGUACCAUUUUGUAUAUUUUGAAUGCUUAAAUCGCCUCUAACACCUUGACCGGUUGAAUUGAAUUUUGGAGGGGGUUUUCUCCAUUGUGUAUCCGGUACAUACGAUCCAUAAUUUCCUCUUCCUCGAUAGUUAAAAUUUCUAACUCGUACCUCGUGGAAAUUGGGUAUAAAAUUUUUACCUUUGUAAUUUGAAACUCUUGGUUUCUCUUGUUGAAUUUCUCUGGCUUCUUCUGUUACUUGGGGGUCAGUUUUUUGAUGGAAAUUUGUAUGUACGUACUUCGUAGAAUGAACGUACAUAGCUAGAUAUUCAUCAGUCACUGAUUUCUUUGCCACAGUAAGUUUCUUCACGAGGUCUUCCUUAGUAUUCAACUCUUCGAGGUUCAUUUUAUUUUGGAUUGCAUGGGGGAUUUUUUCGAGAAUUUUAUCAAUGAUUUGCUCGGCUGUUAGUUUGGUAGCCGCUAACGUAUCAUACCACAUAGAAAAAUAUUCGAUAUAGUCGGCCAUUGUUUUUAUUUUUUCGACAUUAUCGGUUCUAAAGUACUCAAUGGCGGAUUGUUUCGCCGUUUGGUCCCAAUAUAGAUUUAAAAAUUGCGGUAUUAAUUUUUCUAAUUCUUCCCCUUCUUGAAUUUUGGUUUCCCAAGCUUGUGUUUUAUACUCUACACAAGAAAUAAAUAACAUGCGACGAUUUACAGGGCUUAGGUUUUGCUCAAUCUCUUUUGUUUGAAAUUGUUUAACAAAUCUGACCGGAUGGUGUAUCAUUUUCUGAGUGAACAUCGUAGCACUUUUUCUGAAAAGUUCAAUAAAGACCAAUUCAGAUGAAGAUUUCUCUCCUCCUGCCUGUGCCACUCUCGCUUCAGCACCUUUCAACAAGAUAUCUACGGUCUUUUUCAUUUCUUGUUCAUUGUUUUGCCACAUAGUAGUACUUUCAGUUUUUAAUUCGUCGAUGAUAGAAUUUUUAAAAGAUACUAUUGCUUCGCCUACGUCUUUAUUCGUUUCAGUACACCAUUUUCCCAUUAAUUCGUUGACAGAUUUAUCAACCGAAGAUUCCAACUCUUUCACUUUUUCAUUGUGUUUUGCUAGAUAGGUAGCUUCGAUUUCUUUUACCUUCUCAUCUAAUUUGGUCUUAUAAUUAGUCUCUAGCUCAGUUGCUUUAUCUUCGAAUUGCUUCUUAAUCUGGUCUUCGAUUAAUGUUUUAAAAUCACUAAACUCCUGUUGAGAAACCAUUUUGAUUUUAUUUUUUCUGGUUUUUCUAUGUAUAGGUAGCGAUUUAUCAAUCAAAAGAUUACUACGGUGCCUACGAAUUUGUGGUGGAGUGAUUCUAGCAGGACUUGAAUCUUCCACUAAAAAACGACGCGGGGUAUUAUUUUUAUCCGUUUUUGAUUAAUUUUUUAAUUGUUCAAUUUCAAGAAUAAAUUCUUGUUCGGAUA
Molecule: messenger RNA, 5802 nt
Organism: Planococcus citri (citrus mealybug)
Lineage: Eukaryota; Metazoa; Arthropoda; Insecta; Hemiptera; Pseudococcidae
Exons: 12
Coding region: 1569-2570 (333 amino acids)
Source: RefSeq, a predicted model, not a curated record